AGCCUGGUGGGAAAACAUAAUGGAGUCUGAGCUGAGACGAACAAAAAAUGGCGGCUGAAGUACGAGCCCCCAGUCUGAGAAAAUCUGAAUGCGACAUAAAAAACAUUUAAAAACCGACCGAGUCCAUUUUGAGAAACACGAGCACCGAUUACCGUAAUGAACAAAGGUGAAGCCGAAGAAGUAACGAAGCAACACGAGUUCACGUCCACAGCCGGAGGUAACCGGUUCCCGGGGGGUUAAAACACCGACAGUACUGCGCUUCAUUCCGCCCUGUUUUUUUUUUGAAUAAAUCGCGCCGAUCACGGGUUAAACCCUUCCGUUAAAGACGCCGGUAUGAGGCCGACCAGGAGACGGUUUCCGUGUUCCGUGUGGACACGUUACCGCCAACAUCAUGUCACAGUCCGUUUUAAUCCGCUGAAAUUCAUCACGUCCCAGUUUGACUUCAUAUAACGACAGAAAACCUGCUGCCGCGGUCAUGGCGGCUGUCCCGGCGUCAGGCGGUUUAAAUGCGCCAGUAAACAGUCCCAACAGGUAGAGCAGACCUACACACGACAUCCAUCCCACCGUCCCGUCGCUCUCCUCCGCAGAUAACGGACAGCAAAUCCAUCCGGUGUCGGUGUUCAAGCGCUGGUACAACUUUUAAAAUAGGUGGCAGCAGCAAGAUGGCGACCGAGACUGCGCAGUACCAAAGAAGACGAAGACGGACGAUGACGUGACACUGAAGGACACCGCGUGCUGUUUUUCCCUCCUCAGUUAGAACACAUCCAUGAUGUCGGUGAGGAGGCUUGUACGACGGAAAAACACACGGAUGCUGCCUUGAACCAUUGUACAGAUGUAGAAAAAGUGGGAUCCUCCAGUCCUUUAAAUGCCUGGGACCUGUUCAUGUCUUCUAAGAAAAAGCGGAAAGGCAUGGUGUUCCAUCACGAAGGGGCAGACACCCCUGCAGCAACACCUGCAGCCGAACAUCCACCUGCAUGCUUUGUUGUUCCUAAACCAGGGAAGGCAAGCGAAGGCGGGAUGGAACAAAGCACCUGUGUAACCAAUGAAGAGGCAGACAUGGUGGGUAAACCCAACAUGUGCCCAUCAAAGGAAGCCAUCAGGACUUCUGGUGGACUUCCUGCUUUGAAACAUCCAACAAGUUCAAACCCUCAUUCAGAAAACUUAUCACCUGAUAGCAGCUGCAAAGGCAUCAGAGUGACACUAGACAACAACAGCAUGUGGAACGAGUUCUUCAGAUGCAAAACAGAGAUGAUUCUGACUAAACAAGGCAGCAGGAUGUUCCCCUACUGCCGCUUUCGCAUCUCUGGCUUGCAGCCAUCUAGGAAGUACUCUUUGAUUAUGGACAUUCAACCUUUAGACAACAGUCAUUACAAGUGGACCGGCAAGAACUGGCAAGUCGCUGGGAAAGCAGAGUGUCAUGUUAAGAGACAACCAUUCGCUCAUCCAGAGUCCCCAUCAACUGGUCAACACUGGAUGCAGAAUCCAGUGUCCUUUUACAAACUGAAGCUCACAAACAACAUCUCAGACCAAGAGGGAAACACCAUCCUGCAUCCAAUGCACCGCUACCUGCCACGACUGCAUGUUGUCCAAACUGACAAAGCUGCUAAAGACAUAAAGCUAAAUGGUCCUAGUGUCGUCACAUUCACUUUCCCCCAGACUGAGUUUAUCGCAGUAACUGCUUACCAGAACUCACAGUUUGCUCAGCUCAAGGUCGACUACAACCCAUUUGCUAAAGGACUGAAGGAGGAUGUUUCCACUUCAUGGGGCAUGAAGUUGAAACUGAACUCUGGUAAAGACUCACACAAAGAUGGAGGCACGAUGACCAACGAGCAACAUCCUGUGAAGAAGAGCUUGAAGUCAUUGCUCGCAAAUCAUAAACCUAGAAGCUCAAAAGCAGCAGACUCAAAACCUUCAGUGUCAAAUGACCUCCAGAAAAAUUCCACUACAAACAAAGAUCAGUCGCCUGCCAAGGUUCCAGAUGAAAGUUUGUGCAGCAGUUCACGUCCAGCUCAGAAGUUAUUUUCUGAACUUAUUCGGGAGGCUCAUGUUUCACUACACCGCUGUAACCUGGAGGAGCUGGGCAUCGAUAACAGCACCUCUCACAGAACUGAGCUAACAAACACUAAAACAACAGCUUUGAAAAACAGCAGAGACGUUUGCAAGAAAGACAAUGUAUCUGGCAAAACACAUAGUGAAACAUCACCGGAAAAGAAGAGUGAAACUCCCUUAACAAAGAGGAAAAUUAAGGGUGACAAAGGCGUUUUGAAUUCACUGGACUUCAAGGACAAUGUUAGGACAGAUUGUUCUGAGGUCAGUAAGGUUGUUGCUGUUCCAGUGGUGUCCCAGAAUUUCUCUGUGGACUCAGAUCACCAACCUAAAUCUGAAGCUCCAUCAGAGAUGAGUGUAAAGCAGCAUAAACGUCCAGCGCCCCUACCUCUGCCUGCCCUUGCACUUUUUUUGAAGCAACAUUCAACAAAAUCUAAAAAGGCCAAAAGCAAGCCGGACUCCCCUCCCCCAGCACUCCCUUCUGAGCCUCUGUCUGGAUCACAGAGUUCUGCUGCAGCCUCUGCAUGUCUACCUUCUGAUCAUGCCAGUAAUGCAGCUGGUUCCUCAAAGUAUCUUACCGAUGAUUUCACAAAACCAGACAAUCAGGCCUCUGGACAUACGGUUGUAGAGGUUCAUCCAGGUAAAAUGGGGUUGAAUGUCACUGGACAGGCAGUUGAAACGGCCCUUCAGCCUUCUGGUCCGUCAUGUCCAGGUGCUGUUCUUACUCCAGAGCCAAAGGGACCAAGAAAUGAUGAGUGCAUGGUCCCCAUUUCAGUUGCAGAAAGCCCAGGCUCAGACCUGGCAGUACCAGAUGGUACUUUAGUGUUACCCAACUCAGAUCAGCCAUUUUGUAGUUUUGGGACAUCUACAUCUACUAUUUCCUCAACUCUUGCUACCUCGUCUUCAUCUCCCAUUUUGUCACCAGCCCUUGACACAGUGUUACCUGCCCUGAACUCACCACAAACACCAACCAUCACUGAGUCUUCCACACUACCUUCUGACCCCCCCACAACAAAUAGUUUGCUUCCUGACCCAGAGUGUUGUUCUUUUGGUUUUGAGCCUUUGUCACCAACAUGCUCUCCAGAACCUUUACCUCCCCUGCCCACCUCGUUAACUUUACAACUCGACUGCAGUACUUCUGCACUGACUCCAAAAGCAGUACCUCCCGAAGAGUUACCGCCAAGUGAACACUCUGCUACAUCUGUAUUCAAAUGGCAUACAGUGUUACCUCCACCUGAGCCGUACAUAGACGAUUCAUUCACAACAUUUCAGACCACAUCACAGACGCUUCCUUUGGUGUCUAUUGCGUUGCCUCUGUUGCCUUCCCCGACUCCCUCCCAUGCUGAACCACAGACUCUUGACAUGUCCGUAUCCACUCCCCCCCGCGGUCCCACACCAUCACUUCAAGAGAACGAACAGUCGCUGCCCUUCCCAGCAGAACUGUCCCCCCUCGUUCUCCAGUUGCCACUGUCUCCAACCUUUUCUUCAUUAGAUGGAGACGGAUUAUCACCCACGCCUUCAAUUGCAGACCUCGUGCACUUUUUCUCCACCGAUGAUGACCUUGCGAUGGGGGUGGAGUUUUCAAACACUGAGGCAGUGGCUGUUACCUGCUCACCUCCUACUACAGUAGAGGCAAAUGCACAGGAGCCUUCUCAGCAAGUGCAGCCAGUCCCAGCUAACAAACCCUGCAAGCGCAAGAAGAAGUCCCGGCGGCGAAAGCUUGCCCAGAUGAAUAAGGAUCAGAAAGUUGAUGAGUCCACCUAUACAAGCAUGCAGCCUAACCUGGAGGAAGUGGAGGAGCAGUUAUUUAUCUCGUUCACGUCAAAGGAGGCCCUCAAACUUCACAUUGCAGACUCCUCUGAAGAAACGGUCACACAACCUCAGACGACACCUGAAGGUCAUGUGACACAACAUCAGACGACGACACCUGAAGGUCAUGUGACACAACCUCAGACGACGACACCUGAAGGUCAUGUGACACAACCUCAGACGACGACACCUGAAGGUCAUGUGACACGACCUCAGACGCCAUCUGAAGGUCACCUGACACAAACCCAGACGCCACCUGAAGGGCAUCUGAUACCUCAGACACCACCUGAAGGUUACCUGAUACAACCUCAGACGACACCUGAGAACGCAGAGAGUCAGGAGCAGAGGAUCUCAGUCUGUGAAAAGACUCUCCUCAGAGACCUGAAGCUGAUGAAACACAAACAGGUCAUUCACCCUGUGCUGCAGGAAGUGGGUCUGAAGAUGAACCUGCUGGAUUCCACUCUGGCCAUUGACCUGCAGUACCUGGGAGUCCGUCUGCCCAUCCCCCCUCCCGGAGUCUCUCUGGAGCCGCUGACCCAGGAGCUGCCGCCGCCUCAGGGUGCUUCUGCAGCGUUUGUGUCCAGAACUGGAAAAACCACAGAUGUGACUCAGAUUAAAGGCUGGAGAGAGAAAUUCAGUCCAUCAGAGGCUCCGCCCACUCCCUCCUCAGCCAGACCUGAAGCUGGUCCCAGUUCAGAUCUGCCGAAGAAGAACCUGUCGGCUUUCUGCAGCGACAUGUUGGACGAGUACCUGGAGAACGAGGGGAAGCUGAUCGACGAGCGAGCCGCCAGCUUCUCUCAGCCUCUUGUGGAGCCGGUGGUCUACGAGCUCCCCACCAGGAGCACCAGCUACGUCCGGACCCUGGACAGCGUCCUGAAGAAACAUGGCGUCAGCUCCCCCACCUCAGACCUCAUAUCUGGAUUCGUCCCCCCCUCCAAGAGACCCAAACUGUCCCUCAAAGAGAUGAAAGCCUCCAGGAAGGGAGAGAGGAAACAGAGAGGUCCUAAACAGACCAGACUCAGACCAGAACCUGCAGCUGGUCCAGUUUCAACACCUGAGCCCGGUCCAGCAGAACCAAACCUAGUCCCUAAACUGCCUGCAGUCCCGACCCCAGCUGUGUCCCCCCCAUCAAAGCUCAUCACUGAUUCUCAUAAGUCCAAGAGAAACCAGCUCAAGGUCCAAUUGGAUCACACAGAACCCUUAACUCUCUCCCCUCAGACCCCCACCUUCAAGAGGAGGAGGAAACUCAAACCCAAGACCUCGUCGCAGACUCUCAGCCCCCCCAGGUCCACGCAGCCCCCGCAGGACAUCUCGGAGGACCUGGCUCCUCUGGAGUCGGACUCUGAGCUGGGGACCGGAGCUGAUCCGGGUGAUGAAGCCCACAAGGACAGCGGACCUGUGAUGACCCGAGCGCUGCUGAGACAGAAAGACCUGGAGGACGGGGUGGUGUGGGAGGGCCGACCCAGGACCAGCAUCACCGAGGAGAGGGCCGCCAUCGCUCUGACAUCACUCUUCACACUGAUGGGUUUUGUCAGCGAGAACCCCACUGCUCCCCUCCAGCUGAUCCGGAGACGAGCCCCCCCCUGUCUGAACGAGUUCUGCAGGCUGGGCUGCGUCUGCUCUAGUCUGUCCCACGUCUCCAGGAUCAGCCACUGCGGCCGCCCCCCCUGCAUGUUCGGCUGCAGCUGCCUCAAACAGAAGGUGGUCCUCCUCAAGAACCUGGACGGGUCCGACUCCAGCCCCUCCCAGCACGGAACCACCAGGAAGAGGAGGAGGAGGAGGAGGAUGAAGAUGGCCUACGUUCUGAAGGAGGCGGACAGCGUUUCCCAGCCUGCCGAGCGGGUCCAGAUUCUGUGGAAGAGGGACGGCAGAGACUCAGAUCCAGAUCCGAUCCACGUCCCUGAAGCAGCCACCCCGCCCCCCGCCACUGAGAGCAGAGAGAGUAACAGCAGCUGCGCCAGGGUCAGAGGUUACCGAGGAAAGAGGAGGAGCCAGAAACAGAAGGAGGAGACUAAAGAUGUGAAGUCUAAAUCUGUCCGGCUGAAAUCUCUGAGACAGAAAGACAGGACACUGAAGACAAAGACCAGACCCUCCAGUCCCCCUCCCGCAGGUGAACCAGCUCAACCGGCUCCCUCCAGUCCUCCCCCGGAGCCGACCCCGAAGCCAUCGAAGCGUCUCAUCAUCCUGGCGGAGUGUAAGUGGGUGAGCGACGCAGACAGAAACUACGUGCUGAAGAAGCUGUGCGAGGCGAUGGCUCAGGACCGGCUGGACGGUCCCUUCUGGAUCAGAAAGUACCUCAUCAGUCCCAUCAGCCAGACGGUGGAGCAGAGCGGCGCCGACCACUGCAUCCAGUACAAAAUCCACAUCUCCAGACCCAGAGUGGAGCGGGAGAGUCCAGCUGCACCGCCGACAGCAGGACCAGGAACCCAGAGCAAGAAACCACAACAACCACAGGUGACAUGCGAGGCGGAGCCUCUGCAGUACCAUCAGCAGGAAGUGAUGGAGGAGGCGGAGCCUCUGGACGACUGUCAGCAGAAGGUGAUGGAGGAGGCGGAGCCUCUGGAGGACUGGCAGCGGCAGGUGGAGGAAGAUGACAUCCCAGAGGAGGAGGGAUCAACACCUCUGCAGGUGGAUAAUAGGAGGGGGAGGGGGAGGGGUGGAUGGAGAAAGAGAACAAAGGCAGAGAAAAAAAGAAGAGAGAGGAAGAGGAUGAAGAAGAAGAAGAUGGUCAGCAUGGCGCUGCCCUUCCUAACCGGGAUCUCCCCCGCCGGAUUCCUCUCAGCCAAUAGGAAACAACCGGGAGGGACUGAUCACCUGGUCCAGGUCAACGGGAAGCUCUAUCCUCUGGCUAAGAUCCAGCUGGGGAAGAUGGGGGCGCUCCAUCCGGCAAACCGUCUGGCGGCUUAUCUGACCGGCCGGGUGGGGUCCAACAGGAAGCCACAAGGUCCUUCUUCAUCCUCCUCAUCCUCUUCUCAACCUCCCCACACCCAGAGUUCAGGACCGACCCCUCAGACCGCCCUCUCGACCUCUAACCUCACUGCCAGCGCCACCGCUAAACCCCCCCGACCAGUCACCCUAGUCACCCUGCCGACCCCCGCCAAAGACUCUCAGGUGAGCAGGUCCGUGGUUCAACCUGUGAACCCGCCUCUGGGCAUGGCGGCUCCUGAAGGCUCUCGGCUGCUGAUCCAGGUCCCGGCCGCCCCCCCCUCCUCCGGUCAGAGGAUGGUUCUGCAGCUGGUCCAGACGGCGUCAGGUGUCCAGUAUUACCGCAGACCAGACGGUAAACUGAUUCAGCUGAUUCCCAUCAGCCAGAUGAGACCAUUCAACCCAAAACCACCUGUGACAGGUCCCUCAGGAACCAUAAGCUCCUCCUCCUCCUCCUCCCCCCUGUCCGGCCUCAAGUCCUUCUCUGUGCCCCCCCUCCCCGCCCCCCUCUGCCCCGGCUCUGGCUUCCUGUCUCAGAAAGGGACGUGCACCUUUAAAAUCAUCCCCUCCGGCUCCAACAAGGAGCCGAUCAUCGUCACCUGCCCUAAACUUCCUUCCCAGCCCCCCUCCAAAGUUGCGAAGGCAGCUGGCUCCUUCACCGUCCUCCAGCCUCGAUUCCACCCCCCCGCCACCCCAGUGAACCUCAUCUCCCUCAAACCCUCCGCAGGUCAGGGGGCGGAGCUCGGGGUCAAAACAGUGGCAGUGUCUGCGGCUCCUGUGGGUCCUGGUGGGAUGUUGGUCCCUCAGAAACCUGCUUCACCUCAGACUGCCCCCCCCUCCCAGAGCCCCACAGAGACCCACAGAACCCCGCCCCCCCCGCCUCCUUCUCCAGGGUCAGAGGUCAGACCUGUACCCCCAUCGCACCCCCCUGCUGAGCCUGAGCCGGCCUGCGACCUGGUGGACCUGGACAUCAUAUGUGUGGACGACUAUGAUGACGCGGGCCUCGUUACCACGGAAACGAGGUCGACAGAGGUGGUGGACCUGGUCGGGUCGUCGAGCGGAGAGACGGAAAACUCGUCCGACUUCGAAGACGAGUUGUCCAGCGAAGAGGAGAAGACGGGAGGAGGAGAGAGGAAAAAGCACGUAAGACGACACAUUCACAACGUGUUGGAGAAGAGGCGUCGGGGGAGGAUGCUGCAUUUGUUUGAGGGUCUGAGGAGGGAGGUGGGACUGAACUACGACAAGACCUCCAAGAUCUCCACCCUGAACAAGGCGGUGCAGCUGAUCCAGGAGCUGAAGACCACUGAGUCUGAUCUGCAGAAGAAGAAGAGGAGGCUGAUGAAGAGGAGGGAGGAGUACCUCUCCACCCUGGUUCCAACUACAGAUAAGAGCAGAGAGUCCGGGACCGGGACUCUGACCAGACCCGGUCUGGUGGUGGUGGAUCUGUCGGACCAGACGGACGAGCUGACAGAAAACUCGUCUGACGAGGACAGAGCGGACAGGGCAGACAGUGUGGAGGAGGGGGAGGCUCGGAGCGUUACCAUGGAGACGGAGGAGGAGAACAGUCAGCUGGAUGUGGCUGAGUGGAUGAUGAAAAACCCAGAAGCUCAGAACGUCACAGCCGCCUUCAGAGCUCUCCGCUCAGCCAUGAACAGCAACAGCUCUUCAAAGAGCUUUCUGUUACAACAGGCUCGUCAUCAGAUCCAGACUCUGCAGACUGAGAUGCAGAGACUGAGGUCUGUGAAGAUCCUUCUGAACCAGCAGAGAAACUCCUACAUCAGACGCAUCUCCCAAAGAUCAGGUAAAAGUGAGCAGACAGUCCUGAGGAAGCUGCAGUACCUGUCGUCCAAACAGAAGAUGAUGGAGGAGCAGGAGAGACACCAAGCAGCUAACGCAGGGGGCGGGGCCUCUGAUCCUCCAACAGGAGACGCUUCUGAUGACGACAUCAUAAUCAUGUCUACCUACUCGCAGCAGCAGACUCCACAAGCUCCUCCCACUCUUGUUUCCGCCCCACCCACCAUCACACCUGUCCAGAUGUCUCAGAGGACCCUGCAGGUGUCCAAGCCCAUCCUGGCUCCUCCUGCUGUAUCCCAGAAUGCACCUGUUGUGAGGGACCGGCCGAGGACGAUCCCUAACAUCCUGUCCCGCAGUAAAAAUCCAGCUCCAUCGUUUCUGCUCAAAAAGACUGUGGAGGGCGAAGCUCCGUCCAUUCAGUCUCUCGUACCGACUCUGUCUCUGGUUGGUGCGGCGUUGCCAGGACAACCGGUCCUGACCCUGAGCCCGCUGAUGUCGGGACCAACGGUUCUGCAGACGGGUUCUACACCAGGCGUGGCCUCAGUCACCCUCAACAUCCCCAGUCUGGCCAAUCAGCAGAUCCAUCUCACCUCACAGCCCCACCCCACAACCGGUAAGAUCUACAGCAGCUCCGUCCCCCUCACCGCUACUAACUUAACAGCCUCAAACUUGAACAACCUGCUGCACCUGGUUCAACCGGCAACUAAACAACAACAACAACAACAGCUGGUCCCAGCAGGUGAACCCGCCCCUCCUCCUCCCCUGGUGGUCUCUGCUGGACCUGACCUCUCCUCAGACCAGAUCAAGGACCAGGACCAGGACCAGGACCAGGCUCCAUCUCAGACUGACACCAGACCUGAGUCCUCCUCCUCGUUGUCUCCACCUUCCACCCCGGCCCCGUCGUCCUCGCUGUGCCCAGGUCUGAGCGCUGAUCAUCGGGUUGGGCUCAGCGUGGGGGGGCCUCUGGGUCCAGGGAGCAGAGGGGACGGUGAGACCGAGAGUCUGACGUCCCUCCUCAACGAGAUCGUCUUCCUCAACCAGCAGACUGUCUCCACGGCAACAACAGCGGGGGUUUUGUCUGAGACUGAUGCCACAGUGGGUGGAGCCAAUGAACAGGGCCACGCCCGCAGCCCCUGGGCCCUGCAGCCAGACCCUGACUCCGACUACACUGUUACCAUGGAGACGGAGGAGCCAGGGCUUCAGGGACACGCAGAGACGAUGCACGUCGGACCUCAGACCGGACAGGCCAACGAGAACACUAAAGGUGGUGUCCUGGCUCCGCCCCCUCUGCUGCAAAUGAAAGUGGGUGGAGUCAAAGUGGCAGAACCCGCCAGCAGUGACAGAGCAGCAGCAGCAGGGAGAAGCGUGGGAGGGGUGAGGAUGGAGGAAGGCGUGGCCUGGAGGCCAAUGCCGAGGCUUGUCCCUCUGGGGCUGAGAGGAAACCCGCCCAGCUGACAUCACACCGCCUGACUGAUGAUGUCACAGCAGGUUCAGGCUCUCAUUGGUCAACAGUCAGAGAACGCUCUCUUUAUGGCUCUGGCUGUUUGAGAUGUUUAAUUCCUGAGAAGUGUCUAAUGAUUUCCUCUAAAACAGAAACACCACACAUCUGACAGCCAAUCAGAAGCCCUGCUGUUGCCUUGACAACCAGUCAAACCUUUCAUUAAUGUUUACAGAUGAUCUGAGAUUUUGUUUAGUUUGUUUGUCUUUUAUUUAUUUUGUUUUUCUGAACUUAAACUUGUCAAGGCAGCAACACGCAACCAGAGCCACUGUGUGGGCAACAGUUGCUGGGUAACAGUUGCCGGGUAACUGUUGCUGUGGAUUUUGCUUUUUAGUUUCAUGGGAGGAUUGUUGCCAGAGCAGGAUCAUAAAUCAGACACAUGUUCAUGUAAUGUAGUGCCUCUCUGAUAUCCAAAGAUGUGUGUGUGUGUGUGUGUGUGUGUGUGUGUGUGUGUGUGUGUGUGUGUGUGUGUGUGUGUGUGUGUGUGUGUGUAUAGACGUCGGUAAUGUAAACCCAGCAGCCUCUUCUCUGCAGACUCAACAGAAGCUUCCUGAAAGUGUGUGUGUGUGUGUGUGUGUGUGCGUGUGUGUGUGAGAGACAUCACACUGAAAACACACACCUUUGAGAAUGAGGUGGAGAUAUUUGGAGAAAAGAGUCGUAGUGUUGUGAUUCAGUCUCUUCCUUGUGACAUCAUCAUGUGAUUUCAUGAUACUGCAGCUCAGGGUUAUUUUCAUUGUUGAUCACUGAUCGUUAUUUGAUCAGUAAAUGUCAGAUAUCGUCCAACAGUCCUCAGCAAAACUGCAGGAGGCAGGUGACAACUAAACCUGAAACUCAAGUCAGAAUGAAGAAGAAUCAAGUUGCUCUGAUUGGACGGAACCGAACUGCAAAAUGUAAAUACAUUUAAAACAUAUUGAAAUAUUUAAGUUUGAAACCAUCACUGAAUAAAUUUGCUUUGAAAACUUUAGAGUCAAAACAACUUUAUUCAGGUCACUCAAAUGUUUUUCUUUCAUUUUUGAUCAAACUGAUGAAAAACCAAGUUACUGAAAUUGGACGUGGGAAUUUUAAUCCAGUCGAGUGAGUGACGCUCAAACAAAGAGGAAAAACAUCAAGACGUUUGCAUGUGAAAUUAAACUUAAACUUUAUUCUAGAAAUGUAUUCCUCAAAGUCUGAACUCUAAUCUCCCUCCAUGUUGUUUGUGUGGAGCAGCUGUGAGAAGAAGCCAAACACUUUGUGUAGAGUCGCAUUUGAUUCAUUUCAGUUUUCUGACAGGACGCAGAAAAACCUCGUCAGGAGGAAAUAUUCAGUCACUGGACAAAGAAACAAACUGAUUUAUUAAAACAAGUUUCUUCAUAUUUUAAUAACACACUAAGAGUCUCAACAGGAAACAGCGGCUGGUGUCUCACCUGGACUCACCUGGACUCACCCUCACCUGCUCAGUGUUCACGCGGCACCACAGGACAGUCAAAGCAUCAGUGUGGUGUUUUGUGUCAGACGACUGUUUUCAGAUGAAGCUGCUUCUUUGUGUUGAACCGGUUGAUGUUUGUACAGUUGUGUACAGUUGUGCCGUUUGUUUUUUUUACAUUUGUAUUUUUGUACGCAUUAGACAAACGUUCUGAUGUAAAUAUUAGUUGUCUGAACACAGACGUCUCACAGUACUGCACCACGAGUAUAAAUAAAGUUUGAAUAUGGA
Messenger RNA from Seriola aureovittata, 11762 nucleotides. RefSeq names its product MAX dimerization protein MGA a (gene mgaa). Gene Ontology annotation, cellular component: nucleus. Gene Ontology annotation, molecular function: DNA-binding transcription factor activity, RNA polymerase II-specific; RNA polymerase II cis-regulatory region sequence-specific DNA binding; protein dimerization activity. The coding region runs from base 883 to 10029 and encodes 3048 amino acids. The transcript is spliced from 27 exons. Lineage: Eukaryota; Metazoa; Chordata; Actinopteri; Carangiformes; Carangidae. The record is from RefSeq and is a predicted model, not a curated record. Gene Ontology annotation, biological process: positive regulation of DNA-templated transcription; cell fate specification; regulation of transcription by RNA polymerase II.